Parnassius mnemosyne (clouded apollo) is the source of this 588-nucleotide messenger RNA. Lineage: Eukaryota; Metazoa; Arthropoda; Insecta; Lepidoptera; Papilionidae. The record is from the annotation of a GenBank genome assembly.
AUGGAUUCCAUUUUACAAGGGCUUGAUUUUGUCUUUUGUUAUUUAGAUGAUUUACUUAUCGCUAGUGACAACGAAGUUCAACACAGGCAGCAUUUAGAAAUAAUUUUUAAAAAGUUUAAUGAAUAUGGAAUUUCAAUUAAUUUGGCAAAAUGUUGUUUCGGACAAACAAAACUAGAAUUUUUGGGACACGAAAUUAGUACUGAAGGUGUCAGGCCGUUGCAAGAUAAGGUUCAGGCAAUUGUGGAAUUUCCGAAGCCGAAAACUAUUUCAGAGCUAAGACGUUUUCUCGGCAUGGUUAAUUUUUAUCGAUCUCAUCUCCCCAACGCUACUUUAUAUCUAACAGAAUUAAAUAAAUAUCUUAAAAGCUCAAAGAAAAAUGAUAAAACUCUUAUCGUCUGGAAUGAUAGUGCGAACGAAGCAUUUACGCAGUGUAAGGCAGGUCUCACACAGGCCGCUACAUUGACGUACCCUAGAGUGGAUUCCGCACUCGCUAUAAUGACUGACGCAUCUAAUACAUGCGUGGGAGCAGUCUUGCAACAAAAGGAAGGAGAUAUCUGGAAACCAUUGGGUUAUUUCUCAAAAAAUUGA